CACUUUACCAAAUGUCUCAACUGCUACGUAUGCAAUUCUUCCGUGGAUCCAGGAUGCCUUGAUGGUGAAUUUCAAGCCCACAUUAUUAACGCGGACGUUCAGCCUUUGCCAUGCAACGUUCGUGACGCUCGGUUCUGCAUAAAAACCACCACCAUAUACGGAGCCAUAAUGGGUACAACGCGGUUUUGCAGCAGUGAGUCUCUGGGUGAUCAAUGUCAAUAUGUCGACUUUCCCGAUCACGAUAGAAUUUAUCAAGCUUGUGUUUUCACCUGUGAAAAUGAUGCCUGCAACUCAUCGAGAGGUCACUGCCAAGAUUUAAACGUUCUUUUUAUGUUUUGCAUACUUAUAGCAUCUCUUAUGGAUGCAAGACUUUUCGUUUUUUAG
Messenger RNA from Hydatigera taeniaeformis, 384 nucleotides. The record is from the annotation of a GenBank genome assembly. NCBI's taxonomy places the organism in Eukaryota, Metazoa, Platyhelminthes, Cestoda, Cyclophyllidea, Taeniidae.